Molecule: messenger RNA, 357 nt
Organism: Brenthis ino (lesser marbled fritillary)
Lineage: Eukaryota; Metazoa; Arthropoda; Insecta; Lepidoptera; Nymphalidae
Source: the annotation of a GenBank genome assembly
AUGAACUUUUAUUUAAAUGAAGCUCACCAAAGUACAAAUACACGGCGUCCACCAUUACAGAUUGUCAAGACAGAAGAGGAAUAUACGGAGGAGCAGCUGCCGUCGCAUCCUUGUUUAAAAUUGGUAGCUAAUUCCGAACAAGUGCUGUCAAAACUCACAGCCCGAAGACUCCUCACAUAUGAGAAGAUUAGUGAAGUGAAGCCUAAUAUGCAUUUAGAUUCUAAUAUUGGAACACAUAAUUUUAGGGAGAAGUAUUUUUCGAUGGGAGAAAUGACAAGACGGGAGAGGAAAGAGAAAAAAGCUGAAGAAAUCGCAACCAAUAUGUUAGGAAACAUGCUAAAUAUAUGUAAUAAUACA